GUACCACUCUCAAAACGUGCAAAGUUGUAUAAGAGGAGAGCUAAAGUAAGAGAAGCUGAUGACCUUGGAUAAUUGUUAGCGUAUGGCAAUUGCAGCAGCCAUGAGCCGUGAAGACGACAAGGAUGAGCAUGACCAUGACAUGGUAAUGCCCGGUUUUCGCUUCCACCCAACCGAGGAAGAGCUCGUUGAGUUCUACCUCCGUCGUAAGGUAGAGGGAAAGCGCUUCAAUGUGGAGCUCAUAACCUUUCUCGACCUCUACCGCUAUGAUCCAUGGGAGCUUCCUGCCUUGGCAGCUAUAGGAGAGAAAGAAUGGUUCUUUUAUGUGCCGAGAGACCGCAAGUAUAGGAACGGUGACCGACCAAACCGGGUGACCACUUCCGGUUACUGGAAGGCUACCGGUGCCGACCGGAUGAUCCGGACUGAGACACUUAGGUCAAUCGGGCUAAAGAAGACCUUGGUCUUCUACUCAGGGAAGGCUCCAAAAGGCAUCAGGACCAGUUGGAUCAUGAACGAGUAUCGUUUGCCGCAGCAUGAAACCGAUCGGCACCAGAAGGCCGAAAUUUCGCUUUGUCGCGUGUACAAGAGAGCUGGAGUAGAUGAUCACUCCCCAAUAAUCCCCCGUUCGGUUUCAACUUCAUCAUCCACUCCAUCCUCAUCGAGAGGGGUCCAGUCGUCUGGCGAUAAGAAACAACGUAGCACAAGCACAGUUCAUCGUAAUGCACCACCGGUGAGUUUCCAAACACUGGGAGUCGGAGGACAUUCACCUCCGAGCAGCGAGACAGGAGAUAAGGUGCAGGAAGCAGACAGAAGCAGCUGUAGCAAUGAAGCGGGCACCGCUCUUGCCCUAUCCAAGCCCCAUAGAGCAGCUUACGCUACUGAAAUAUCUCCGAUGGCCCCAUUGCUGCCACCGGCUACAGCACACGAAGACGUGACUGCUAAUCUCUUGCACCAUUCUAAGGAAGUAGGCUCUCUACUACCAAUACCAAGCUGCACCACCUUCUUCGCCUGCUCAUCGUCAGUGCCCUCCCCCACGACUCAACAGGUAUUCGACGAGCUUCACAAACUUGUAGGCUACCAAAGAGGUUACAUACAUCAUGAUCAUCAUCAGCAGCAGCAACAACAUGUACAACAACAACAACAACAGCAGCAGCACCAAUCCGCCCAAUUCCUCUCCAUACCAUGUCAACAAUCACAAACACUAGCUCUCAACAGGUUGCCCACCUCGCUGCCCACAACAUUCUCUGACAAGAUCUGGGAGUGGAAUCCCAUCCCGGAGGCUAACAGAGAUUACACCAAUCCAUUCAAAUGAUGAACAAACUGGCACAUACAAAGCGCGCGCACACACACACACACACACACCCAUAUAU
Telopea speciosissima is the source of this 1367-nucleotide messenger RNA. Its product is annotated as NAC domain-containing protein 35. Bases 83 to 1309 code for a protein of 408 amino acids. The transcript is spliced from 3 exons. NCBI's taxonomy places the organism in Eukaryota, Viridiplantae, Streptophyta, Magnoliopsida, Proteales, Proteaceae. The record is from RefSeq and is a predicted model, not a curated record. Gene Ontology annotation, molecular function: DNA binding. Gene Ontology annotation, biological process: regulation of DNA-templated transcription.